AACCCUUGACUUAAUCCGACCUUAUACUUUUCGCUUUUGCGGUUUGUCAUACAAACUAUUCACGUUUGCAAAUAAAUAACAAUGAAUAUAAGAAUCGUGAACACGUGGCGUUUUAUUUAAAAAUGAUUUACAUACACUUCGUUGAAGUAAACUAAUUAAGUCGCUACUUACUGAAAGCGUUAUCUGGUUUGAUUGAACAUGCCUGAUUCGGCUAUGCAUGGCCUCGAUGACCCGACACUUGCAAGACAUUUUAAAGGCCACAAAGAUGCUGUUACUUGUGCAGAUUUCAGUCCUAACAACAAACAGCUGGCCACUGGAUCCAGUGAUAAAACUCUGAUGAUAUGGAACCUUAACCCCAAAUCCAGAGCAUUCAGGUUUGUCGGGCAUCAGGAUAUCGUAACCGCCGUGCACUUCUCCCCAUCCGGCGAACUGGUGGCUUCUGGAUCAAGGGACAAGACCGUGAGAUUAUGGAUGCCCAACAUCAAAGGAGACUCGACGAUUUUUAAAGCGCACACAGCCACCGUUCGCAGUGUGAACUUCUCCGCCGACGGUCAGAAACUGGUCACUGCUUCGGACGACAAGUCUGUGAAAGUGUGGAGCGUGCAUCGGCAGAAAUUCAUCUACUCCCUCAACCAACACACCAACUGGGUACGCUGUGCCAGGUUUUCUCCAGACGGACGUUUGGUGGCCUCGUGCAGUGACGACCGGACGGUUCGACUCUGGGACACGUCCAGUCGCCUGUGCAUCAACACGUUCACCGAUUACACCGGACCAGCAACAUUUGUGGACUUUAACAGCAGCGGAACCUGCAUCGCAUCCUCAGGAGCAGAUAACACGCUGAAGAUCUGGGACGUGCGGACAAACAAACUCAUCCAGCAUUACCAAGUCCACAGUGCCGCCAUCAACAGCUUCUCCUUCCAUCCGUCGGGGAAUUAUCUGAUCAGUGGCUCCAGCGACAGCACAGUGAAGAUCGUGGACCUGCUGGAGGGACGACUGAUCUACACUCUCCACGGCCACAAGGGUCCAGUUCUGGCUGUGGUGUUCUCUCGAGAUGGAGACCUGUUUGCGACAGGUGGAUGUGAUUGUCAGGUCCUCAUGUGGAAGACCAACUUUGAUGCUCUGAACUACAGGGAGAUGUUGAGCAGUCACAGGAAGCGUGUAACUCCAGAUCCUCCUCCUCACCUGACGGACAUCUUUCCCCGCUCUCCACACAUGCACCUCGCCCACGACUCAGCCGUGCAGAUUAACCCAGUGGUCCCUAACAUCCAAUCAGCUCAUCCUCAGGUGGUGGACAUUGGAGAAGAUCCGUUCAGUCUGUGGCUGAAAAUACACCGACUGACCGUUGACACCGGGACUAAAAAUAGCACCACGGUCGUAUUGCAGGGUGCGGGUAGACACACCAGUCGGACCACAGACCCCACUGAACAUCCCAGCACCAGCACAGGCCGCAAUCUUGCCAUAUUUACUGACACACAUCGCCGGGAAGAAGCUGCGGAAGAGGACGAUCUUGAACCGCGGCUCGCAGACUUGCAGGAGGAACGCUCUGUGACUUCGCCGGCUUUGAGAAGCACAUUAGAACACAUUGUUCAGCAGCUCGACAUUCUGACUCAGACCGUGGCUGUACUGGAAGAGCGUCUCACGCUGACAGAGGACAAGCUGAGAGAGUGUCUAGACAACCAGGCUGUUAUUCUGGAGCAGAUGCAGCAGCAGCCACACAAAGAGACGAGAGGCGCUGAGGGUCCAGCAGUUUGACACGUGGCCCAUCAUCAGCUUUCAGGGGUCAUCAGAGCUGUUCUGAAGUUUAAGAGACUCCCUCCUCCUGCUUCACAUUUGGGAACCGUCUUCACUUUAGAAGGCAAGAAAAACAGAAAUAAAAAGGAACGGAAGGAAUCGAAGGAAGCACGGGAUGGAAUUUGGAGGUCAGUGAGGGGUUAGAAUGGAGAGCGUGGGGGAGGUUAAAGGGGUGUUUAACAGAUCCUGUAGCAGGCUCUCCCAGAAAUUCAUUAAGUCCCUGUGGAUGAGACAGCUGCAGCUAGGAAAACAUCCCAGCCUUGUUUUGACAGCAGCGAGGGGCAUCAUUCUUCACGACAGCCGGUCCGACGACACGUCAGGAGAGAGACUGACAUCUUUUUGUAUCUCUUUCUCCUUUUUUUGUAUCACUUUGUCCUUCUGUUUUUAUGUAACUUCUGUGUACAUUUAUGUUCGAUAGAAAUAAACGUGUCCCGAACGAUG
This is a messenger RNA of Tachysurus fulvidraco (yellow catfish), 2232 nucleotides long. RefSeq names its product POC1 centriolar protein B (gene poc1b). Gene Ontology annotation, biological process: cilium assembly. The record is from RefSeq and is a predicted model, not a curated record. Lineage: Eukaryota; Metazoa; Chordata; Actinopteri; Siluriformes; Bagridae. The transcript has 13 exons. Gene Ontology annotation, cellular component: ciliary basal body; centriole. Gene Ontology annotation, molecular function: protein binding. The coding region runs from base 199 to 1752 and encodes 517 amino acids.